Tachysurus fulvidraco (yellow catfish) is the source of this 4488-nucleotide messenger RNA. RefSeq names its product BTB/POZ domain-containing protein kctd15. The record is from RefSeq and is a predicted model, not a curated record. Gene Ontology annotation, biological process: protein homooligomerization. The transcript has 4 exons. NCBI's taxonomy places the organism in Eukaryota, Metazoa, Chordata, Actinopteri, Siluriformes, Bagridae. Gene Ontology annotation, molecular function: protein binding. The coding region runs from base 1834 to 2646 and encodes 270 amino acids.
GUGUGUGUGUGUGUGUGUGCAAUCCGGUUGUUAUAGUGCCACACAUAUAUCUCCUCCCAUUUGUGUAGGAGAGAAUGAGAGAGACGGAGAGCUCACAGUCGUCCAGCAUUAACAUCAGGGUUUUUGGUUACAAUCCCCUGCAGCUAUAUGGGGAGGUUUGGAUAGCUGGAUACGCCAAGAAUGUCUUAGGUCCUUUUUUUUCCUUCAAUCACACAGAAUGUCUCAUCUAGGCCACGUAUUAAAUGAGUCUUCUUGCUGAAGGCUGCAUGCCGAGAGCACACGGGCAACACCCUGGAAAAUUGGUGUUUUUGGAGCAAAAACACAUGGAAGGACUUUCUGCUUACAAUUCACAAUGAUAUGCUUUACCUCAUUGCUUCUUGACUUGACUUUGUGUCAGCAAGAGUUAAAAGUGAUGCAGAUUAAGUAGUAAGUCUAUAACUUGAACUAAAGACCAGUGUUGACUAAUAGUUCAACGUUUCUCGUAAGUGUUUGUCGCAGGUUUUUUUUUUAAGGCUAAGAAAGUAGGAAAUUCCCACUUCAGAUUUGGUCAAAGCACUGAAUUUUUGUUAAAGUGCUUGGAAAAUAAACACCCAAAAAUAAGUAAAUAUUUCAUAAUCGUAUUGCUUUAUUUAUUGCGAAUAGGUGUGAUAAGUCUAUAUGUUUUCUAAAUAAGCUUUAUUAUGUUCAGCGCGAGUGUUUCAGGUCUUAUCGAUCGUUUUCCGGUUGCUAAUUUAUGUCGCACUUUUAAGCCUCGCCUACGUACAUUGAUUCAAGCCUUAACAAAAGCUCCCAAGCUGCUGUGCUCUGACUGUACAGGCCCAUAGUCAGGCUUCUCCGGAUUAAAAUGACCUCCAUCUAGAAGUGCCUCGAGGCUGAGCACAGCAUCGAAUGGGACAACUGUACACAACCCAUAACCGCAGUGCUGCAUUAUAGUUUAGUGAUAUGACAGCAGACACGUCCCAUGUCUUUGCCCUGGGGGUCGAACGAUACACAAAACUCAUGAUCCGGUUUCUAUCCUGGAUUUGGAUCGUGGUUUUUUCCUCAGCCGUUUCCUUAUUACACUCCGUCCCAUGCAAAACGAAAGAGACGUCGAAGUAGAUGUUUAAUUUCCUUCAGAAAGGAAAGACAUUCUGAGGCAUUAACAGAAGUGUAAAAGUAGUGCUUCUGUAUGAGGAGUAAAACUAUACAGUUUCUCACUCCACUUUUAAUUUCCAGCCUCUCGCUGGACCUGAGAUCAAGUAAAUGAUUCAAGAAUCAGCAUCAGAUGACAGAAAACGUUUUUCAACCGUUCUAGUCAUUCUGAAUGGAAUGGGAUCGUCAAGGCGAUCGAAUUUGCACCAUGAUCCGCCGAUCCAAAGAGCCUCGUUUCUCCUCGACUUACUUCUACUUACCGAUUAGCAAAAAAUGUGUCAGAAGGUGGUUUUAAACUCGGGUUCGUGUGCACACGCAACGCUGCCCCAGCUCCCCCCACCUCCCCUCUCAAAAUUCUCAGAUUGGUUGCACAGAGCGUCUGAGCCUAUCACGUCUAACACCUAGCACGCGACCUUUAAUUAGGAACUCAUAAGCUUUUCUCUUUGCCUCUCUGUCUCUUUCCCCCAGAGGCAAACACCUUAGCGUCCGUGUCUCCGCAUCGCUAAUAAACAUGUUUCCAUUCUGCCCUCAGGCUGCGCCAGUGAAAAGACGACACAAACACACUUAAUUAGAGCCUUGGCAAUAAUUUGUAAGCUAAAUAUGCGGCGGGGCAGAUGAGGAAGCGAGCUGAUAAAGGGCGAGGAAGACGGAAAAGCUGCGAGAUUCUAACGUGCCACAGCAGCCACACUGAGAUUGCUCUCUAUGGCUUUCCCGUUUGUCUGUUUCCAGGAAGGAAGAAGCAUGUCGCGCUUGUCUCUGACCCGCUCGCCAGUCUCUCCCCUGGCAGCGCAGGGCAUCCCGCUGCCCGCCCAGCUCACCAAAGCCAACGCUCCCGUGCACAUCGACGUGGGGGGGCACAUGUACACGAGCAGCUUGGCCACGCUUACCAAGUACCCUGACUCCAGGAUCAGUCGUCUCUUUAACGGCACCGAGCCCAUCGUGCUGGACAGUCUGAAGCAGCACUAUUUCAUCGACAGGGACGGAGAGAUCUUCCGUUUCAUCCUCAGCUUCCUCAGGACCUGCAAGCUGCUGCUGCCUGAAGACUUUAAGGACUUUAACCUGCUGUACGAGGAGGCGCGGUAUUACCAGCUCACCCCCAUGCUGAAGGAGCUGGAGCGCUGGAAGCAGGAGCGCGAUCAGCGGCGCUCGGCUCAGCCCUGCGAGUGCCUGGUGGUGCGCGUGACCCCCGACCUCGGCGAGAGAAUCGCCCUCAGCGGGGAGAAGAUCCUCAUCGAGGAGAUCUUCCCCGAGACCGGAGACGUCAUGUGCAACUCGGUGAACGCUGGCUGGAACCAGGACCCCACCCACGUCAUCCGCUUCCCUCUCAACGGCUACUGCAGACUCAACUCCGUACAGGUGCUGGAGCGUCUGUUCCAGAAGGGGUUCAGCGUGGCGGCGUCAUGUGGCGGCGGCGUCGACUCCUCCCAGUUCAGCGAGUAUGUGCUGUGUCGUGAGGACAGGCGGAGCCAAAACAUGAACACGCCCCUCAGGAUAAAACAGGAGCCGCUGGACUAGAGACACAUACUCGUCUCACUGACACAGACUAAGCUGCCCUUAAAGAAUCACACACACACUCACACACACACUCACACACACACACACACACACACACACACACACACACACACACACACACACACACACACACACACACACACACACACACACACACACACCUGUUACCUAAAGCGGAAUGUAACAGACACAAAACACGCAAAGUCACACAAGAACAACCCAAAGAACAAGAAGUAAGACAAGAGAAUGGGCAGAACAGAAACAUUUCACUCGGCUGCUCACUCUAGUGAUGAUAAAUGACAUUCUGUCUGGCCAAUAAGAAGCUGGUUUCUCCCGCAGGCUCCUCCUUCUGUCAGUGCAGCGUGAGAUGUUUUCACACUGCAUGCGAACGGGUUGUAUUCAGGGAAGCCACUGUCUCUCUCUCGCUCUCUCUCUCUGUCUCCCUCCCUCACUCUCCCUCUCUCUCUCUUUCUCUCUCUCUUUCUCUCUCUCUAUCUCUGUCUCUCUCCUUCUCUCUGUCUCCUUAUCCCUCUCUCUCUCUCUCUCCCACGUUCCACCUCCAAACGCAGGCAAAGUGCCACAACGACACCACAGAGACAGCUAAGGUGCAGUGAACAGACUCUGUGCUCAGAGGACUGGCCAAAACUAUUGUUUCCUGUUAUUGUUGUUUAUAAAAUCUAAAAAAAAACUUCUUAUUCUUUGUCUGCCACCAUGAUGUAUAAAGUCCCUAAUGCUACGGUUUUUAUGUUCUUUGUUUACUUUAUGCUUCUUUUGUUAUAUGAAGGAUAAAUGCGAGUCGUGCUCACGCGGAGAGCAAGAGCGAGUCGCUGCGUCUCUGAAAACACUCUCAUGGCCCGAGGCAUCACAGUUAACACACCGCACACUGUAAAGCAUCCAGAGCCCAGAGAAGGCCGCUUUGUUUAAACAGAGCUGCGAGCAAACACAAGUAUUACUAAAGCUCUUCCUGCAGCAGGCCCAGGUAACACAGAGCGUGUGUAAUACAAUUCUCAAGACAUAUCCACAAACAUUCAGAUCCAGAAUAAGCUACAUGCCGCUACGUGUUAAAGAAAGCAAGCCUGAAAUCAAAUCAACAGAUAUCACAGAAUGGAAAUUGUACAUUCAUGUUGACCUUUUCAUGAUCAUAGCUAAAUCAGAAAACAGUCAGAAUUGUGUCAAACACUCGAGCGUAAAUGCCCGAGAACAUACAUCUGCACUUAGACUAACACAGGGCUGACUCUGAAUCACGCCUGCUAGCGAUCACGAGAACUAAAAGCCUUUCAGCGCUAACAUAGCGUUCCGCGGCUCAGCAGCCCUGAUGCUCAUUAAUCGUGAAUAUGUUACGUUAUUGUUGUGCUUAUUAAGGUGAAUUAAAUUUUUUCUUUUAAGGUCUUGUGUGGUAGCUGAAUUCCUCACUGUAUCACAUCGGUGUGUUUGUCAGACACGUAACCAUGGUGACGUACACACGCUUCUCACAACACUGAAAACACCCGACACUCGUCAGAUGGGAUCAGCUGUUCUGUUUAAUCCUGUAACGUCUGGUAACGGUUUAAUCAUACGAAUAAAGAGGAGAAACUCCGGUCUGUGUGGCACCACAGGAUCAGUAAAAAAAUAAAUCCAGCCAAUCAGAACCAGGCACAUGUCAGCUGUCAAUCAUGUUACCUGUCCAUGUAGGAAGCGCUUAGUGAGUGAGGGCAAGGCUUUUAUUGGAGUCAUGUGUUUGGAGAUGUUGUGGAUUUGUUUGCACCUUUAAAUGAUUUAAAUGAAGACACAUUUUUGACAGCAUUUGCACUCUGAAAAUAAAGCCUGUCCUGUUUGGAAUGAAAGAAGGACAGCUUCAUUGUU